Messenger RNA from Hypoxylon fragiforme, 1574 nucleotides. RefSeq names its product general substrate transporter. NCBI's taxonomy places the organism in Eukaryota, Fungi, Ascomycota, Sordariomycetes, Xylariales, Hypoxylaceae. Bases 75 to 1574 code for a protein of 499 amino acids. Gene Ontology annotation, cellular component: membrane. The transcript has 8 exons. Gene Ontology annotation, molecular function: carbohydrate:proton symporter activity. Gene Ontology annotation, biological process: transmembrane transport; carbohydrate transport. The record is from RefSeq and is a predicted model, not a curated record.
UUAUCGUACCUUACGUUUCUCUUCUCUGUUAAUAUAGUCUCAUAAAGUAUUUGAAAACAUCGGCAACAUUUAUCAUGGCAUUAGCCACCAAGGCAGACAUUCGGCUUCACUUAUUAUGUAUCUUCUUUGCUCUGGGCUCAUUCACAUGGGGCUAUAAUGUCGGCAUUCUCUCCUCGGUCCUCGUCCAUCCCGGCUUCAUCCAAACAAUGGGCCACCUCACUCCUUCAAGAAAGGGGGUGAUCACUGCUAUUUACUACUUAGGGACAUGGCUAAGCUACGUCUUCAUCUCACAUGCUACCAGCGAUCGCUUCGGCCGGCGGUAUGCGGCUUUGGCGGGCGUAUUGACUGUGGCCGUCGGUAAUGCCUUUGAGUGUGGCGCGACGGGGUCAGGGGCCUAUGCCAUGAUGAUCGUCGGCCGCGUCAUAUCGGGUGUAGGCGUGGGCAUGCUAUCGACUUCGGUGCCCCUUUAUCAGAGCGAGGUUUCACCUGCAGGGAAACGCGGGAAAUACGUCGUCCUGAACCACGUUGGCUUUGUGGCCGGUCUAGCGUGCGGCUUUUGGGUCGGCUACGCUGUAACCUUUUGGAACUCAUCAGACUACGCUAUAUACGUUUCAUGGCGAGUCUCCCUUGCUGUCGUAUUGGUUCCCUGCUUCAUCUUUGGAAUCGGCCUCCCAUUUAUCCCCGAGACCCCCCGCUGGCUAAUCGAGCACUCCCACCACGACGCAGCUCGAAAGUCACUCUCCUGGCUCCGCGAAGGCUCGUUCAGCUCCGACGAGAUCGAAAGCGAACUCGCCAGUAUCCGGGAGGACGUAGACGCGCACCGGGCCGCAUUCCCCUCUUCGUCGUGGCUUUCCCUAUUCACAGACCGCAGCCUAUUCAAGCGUCUGUGGCGAGCGUCUCUGCUGCAGUUCAUGGCGCAGAUGUGCGGCGCCACGGCGAUGAAGUACUACCUCCCCACGCUGUUUGCACGUCUGGGGCUGCCGACGCGCGUCACGCUUAUGGCGGGGGGCAUCGAGUCUACGUUGAAGAUUGGCAUGACAGUUAUUGAGAUGCUACUUAUUGAUCGGCUGGGGCGGAGAGUCACGUUGACGGCGGGUUGUGUUGCAAUGGGGUUUGGGAUGCUCAUUAAUGGGGCGCUGGGUCAAGUGUAUCCGGACAACACAGAUAAGGGUGCAGACGUUGUAUGUAUUGUGUUCAUCUUUAUCUACGCGCUGGGAUACAGUAUGGGCUUUGGUCCAUCGGCUUGGGUAUACGGAUCCGAGAUCUUCCCUACCUCAGUCCGCGCACGUGGCCUCAACUUAUCCGCCUCUGCUGGAGCCAUUGGAUCCAUCGUCGUGGCCCAAGUUUGGCCUGUGGGUAUCGACACAAUUGGUUCCAACAUCUACUUUUUCUUUAUGGCGGUCAACUUUAUCUGCAUCCCCAUUAUUGUCGUCUUCUAUCCUGAGACCAAAGGCCGGGCGCUAGAGGAUAUGGACUUGCUCUUUAACAAGGCUGCUGGCGGGGAGGUUGAGGAGGUUGAUGAGCAAACCGAGCCUGUCCUCCCCAAGAGUGUUGGCCGUCCAUCGCAAAGCUAA